AUGGGUGUGUGCUUUUCAAAUACUAGACAUGAUAGUUUCGGAGUUCGACGACUUCGACACAAGCUGAAAUUCAGAUAUCAAACACUUGACGGACGACUAUAUCAGGCCAUUGAUAACUCAGUGUAUUGGUUACCAAUUGACGAUAUUGAGGCUGAACGCUCAACAAACAGCCAUCUCUUUCAUAAAAGAAUUUGGAAUGGCAAUUUUCAUGCACCAAUUGCAGAGAUAUUGAAAACUGGUGGACGAAAUGUACGAGUAUUGGAUAUCGGAUGUGGUCCAGGUGCUUGGAUCUUGGACAUGGCAGAAUCCUUUCCCAAUGUAAAAUUCAUAGGAAUUGAUGUAUCACCCACUUUCCCGACUGAGAAUAUUCCACCCAACGUGAGAUUCGUUGAAUACAAUAUACUGGACGGCCUACCGAUUGCCGAUGCUUCAAUGGAUUUUAUUUUUCAAAGAUUUAUAAUACAUGGCAUCAAUGAGCAAGCAUACAAACAAAUAAUCAUUCCCGAACUGAUAAGAGUAAUGAAGCCGGGCGGAUGGAUUGAAUUCACGGAAGGUGAUAACUAUCGUUCAGAGGCUGGAAGAGUUACAAACAGACUAGCAACAGGAAUUGUUAAAUUUCUAAGGUACAGAGGAAUAAAUGAAAACAUUGGAGGAGAAUUUCCACAGAUAUGUGAAGGUACUGGACAGUUCUGUCAAAUUUCUCAUGACGCUCAGACAAUUAGACUUGGUCGUCAAGGAGGGGAAAUUGGACAAAUAGCAUUGCGAAUCAUACAUGAAGGAAUGAAAGGUGGACGAAUACCAAUUGCUGAAUAUUUAAAUAUGAUGCCCGAGCAUUACGACGCAUUAACUGAAACGAUGCUAAGUGAGGCGGAAAGAACAGAGACGACAUGGACAAUACACAAAUGUUGGGCGCAAAAAAGAUUAGAUUAA
This is a messenger RNA of Ambispora leptoticha, 930 nucleotides long. NCBI's taxonomy places the organism in Eukaryota, Fungi, Glomeromycota, Glomeromycetes, Archaeosporales, Ambisporaceae. The record is from the annotation of a GenBank genome assembly.